Messenger RNA from Cotesia glomerata, 918 nucleotides. RefSeq names its product cyclin-dependent kinase 9-like. Gene Ontology annotation, molecular function: cyclin-dependent protein serine/threonine kinase activity; ATP binding. Gene Ontology annotation, biological process: protein phosphorylation. The coding region runs from base 88 to 918 and encodes 276 amino acids. Lineage: Eukaryota; Metazoa; Arthropoda; Insecta; Hymenoptera; Braconidae. The record is from RefSeq and is a predicted model, not a curated record. Gene Ontology annotation, cellular component: nucleus. The transcript has a single exon.
AGUCAUUCUGGAAAAUCUCUCGAGUAAUCAGUGCAGUGAUAAUUCAUACUGUUCUUUGUUUGGGAAUUGCUUAAAAACUUAACAAAAAUGAGUUCGCAAGGAUUAGAAAAAUAUAUCAUGAAAUAUAAUUUUGCUUACUGUGGUGAAUCGUCCAAAUAUCAAAUAAUUAGUAAAGUUGGUCAAGGUACCUUUGGAGAAGUGUUCAAGGCUAGAGACACCACUUAUGCAACAAUUGUUGCUAUGAAGAAAAUCAUCAUUGAGAAUCAAACAGAAGGGUUCCCUAUCACGGCGUUAAGGGAAAUACGGAUCUUUCAGUCACUCAAACAUGAAAAUGUGGUAAAACUAAUUGAGGUUUGUCACACCAAAGGCACACAAUCCACGCGCUAUCUUCCCACAUAUUAUCUCGUACUUGAGUACUGUGAUUAUGAUCUUGCUAAGUUGAUCUCCAAUACUAAGUUAACAUUUCGUUUAAGUGAUAUCAAAACAAUAGUGCAACAAUUAUUAAAUGGAUUAUAUUACAUUCAUAGUAAUAAUAUUUUACACAGAGAUAUAAAACCAGCAAACAUUCUAAUAACUAAAAAUGGUGUUCUAAAAUUAGCUGAUUUUGGUUUGUCAAGAGCGUUCAGUGCAAAUCAAUCUGACAAAGAAAAUCGCUAUACCAAUCGUGUAGUUACACUUUGGUACAGGCCACCAGAGUUACUUCUAGGAGAUAGAAAUUACGGACCUCCCAUUGAUUUGUGGGGUGCGGGGUGUAUAAUGGCUGAAAUGUGGACCAAAUCUCCGAUUAUGCAAGGUAACUCUGAACAACAACAGCUUACAUUGAUAUCGAAAUUCUGCGGUUUAAUUACAACAGAAGUAUGGCCAAGUGUUAAAAGUCUUGAUUUAUUUAAUAAAACUUGGAGGCUGCCGAUUUUUUAG